This is a messenger RNA of Haliotis rufescens (red abalone), 2185 nucleotides long. RefSeq names its product arylsulfatase B-like. Lineage: Eukaryota; Metazoa; Mollusca; Gastropoda; Lepetellida; Haliotidae. Bases 13 to 1449 code for a protein of 478 amino acids. The transcript has 14 exons. The record is from RefSeq and is a predicted model, not a curated record.
AAGUGGAAAGCUAUGGGGGAGACGAACAUCCUUGUGUUCCUCUUGGUUCUUGUGUCCUGUGCCGCAACACAACGCCCUAACAUUGUCUUUAUAGUUGCAGAUGAUUUAGGAUGGAACGAUGUUGGUUUCCGCAACCCGAACAUGAAGACUCCAAACAUCGACAAACUGGCUACAGAGGGGAUCAUCUUCGAGAGCGCCUAUGUCCAACCUUACUGUAGCCCAUCUCGCACUGCGUUCAUGAGUGGGAUGUUUCCUUUCAAGGUCGGCAUGCAACACAUAGUUAUUAGCGACAGCCAGGCUGCAUGUGUGCCUCUCAACUACACCUUCCUGCCACAGGAGUUGAAGAAACUUGGCUAUGCUACCCACAUGGUUGGCAAAUGGCACCUUGGGUUCUGCAAGUGGGAGUGCACACCAACGUACAGAGGGUUUGACACGUUCUUCGGCUACUACAACGCACAGGAGGGCUACUUCAACCACAGCUUAGGUGGCUAUUUAGACUACAGAGACAACAAACUUCCUGCUUGGGACUACAAAGGAGAAUAUUCAGCUUAUACAUUCGCCCAGAAAGCUGUUGACAUCAUCCACGAACACAACGUCUCCCAGCCGCUGUUUAUGUACCUGCCCUACCAGAGCGUCCACGAUCCAAUGGAGGUUCCCGUAGAGUACUUCAACAUGUAUCCUAAUGUGAUGAACCAAGGUCGCAGGACGUACUCAGGAAUGGUGACGGCCCUCGACGAUGCAGUUGGGAACGUGACAAUGGCACUUAAAGAGAAGGGCCUGUUUGAAAACACACUCAUUCUCUUCACAGCUGACAACGGCGGCCCUAUAACAAGUUAUGCCAACAACUGGCCUUUGAGAGGAGGGAAGCACACGAUCUGGGAGGGGGGCACGAGGGGGGCAUCAUUCAUGUACGGCACCGGCUUGAAAAAAACAAAGACAACUUACAAUGGAAUGAUGCAUGCUGUAGACUGGAAGCCAACAUUGGUGACAGCAGCUGGUGGCACUCCUGAAAUGUCAAUUGACGGUAUAAGUCACUGGGAAUCGAUCAGGAAUGGGCUUCCUUCGUCAAGGACCGAGUUUAUCUACAAUCUUGACAACUUUGAACCAGCAAUUGAGGGACAUGCUGGAAUCAGGGUUGGAGACUACAAGCUGAUAAUGGGCUACCCAGGUGGACCCGAUGGCUGGCCCGAGCCUAUGAACAGAACAGAGAGGGAUUUUUAUAUAACCACCAUAUAUGUUGAAGGAGAUAGUCCAGUUCAUCUGUACAAUAUACGUGACGAUCCAACUGAGCAUAACGACCUGGCACAGAAGAUGCCGGACAUUGUUAACAAACUAAAAGCCCGGAUGGAUGACUACCGGAAGCAGAUGGUCCCAGCUGAUUACCCUCCGGCUGAUCCUGCUGCAAAUCCAAAGAAUUUUGGGAACGCAUGGACACCGGGAUGGUGCUGAGCUUACAUCUACCCUUUUCGCGGUCACCUGGGUCCACUUGCACAAAGCGAUCUUAGCGCUACAAUUAUUGUAAAUCCUUAAGAUCGCGACCUUAGGCUUCGGCUUCAAUCGCCAUCCACUUGCACAAAGCGAUUGUAGGCUAAGAUCAUUGUAAGCUACAAUCGAAACUUACACUUGGACCGGACCAAUCUUAAGACUUACGAUCACCUUAGCGCUAAGAUCACUUUGAGGAACGGGGCCCUGGUGUCAUCAGUAAUUUUCAGUGAUCCAUUCCUAUAAUGUUCAUAACUAUAUUGCCGUUUAGGCAGAUAAUCGAGACUGGUUAUUCUCUGGCGUUGACGUUUUGAACUAAGAUGUCAUUUCAUAUGUAGGAAACAAAUUUGAUUUGUGUAAUAAUGCGUCCAUUGAAGUUAGUGGUGCGAAGGAAUCCUUUGAACAAUAAAUUCAUCGUCAUAAGCAACAGUUUGUUUGAUAAGGUUCAAAAGGAAGAGUACACGUAUUGCAUGUAAGACAUUCCUUGGUGUACAAACAAAUACACGUAACAAUAAUAUAACGGUAACGCUAUUUUUCAGAGCACUAUCAUUUGCAGAAGCCCGCGGUCUUCCAUUAACUGGCCUACAUGUUUCGUAGUCGAAUUUAAUAAUAAGGAUUGACUCUAGGAUUGUUCGGUUCUUUGUCAAUCCUUGAAUAAAUAUUCAUCAUUGCUAAUCAGUACAAACCAUGAUAAAUUCCAGAA